Emericellopsis atlantica is the source of this 339-nucleotide messenger RNA. RefSeq lists its product as uncharacterized. The transcript is spliced from 2 exons. The coding region runs from base 49 to 339 and encodes 96 amino acids. The record is from RefSeq and is a predicted model, not a curated record. Lineage: Eukaryota; Fungi; Ascomycota; Sordariomycetes; Hypocreales; Bionectriaceae.
GUCCGUAGGUCUCAACCGAUUGAAAGCCUCGAGAAGCUGCUGCACAACAUGGCUGGGGACAAGAUACCAACGCUGCACUCGCUGGAGCAGCCUGAGAAAUUCAAGGAUGUCCUCAAGCGAGAUCGGGGCGACGACUGUCUUGGCUGCAAGAUUGUUGGCAAUGGUGUCUUCAUGGGUCUCGGUGCCUACAGCUACUUCUCGGGCAUGUCGCAGCUUCAACAGCAAGAGGCCAAGAUCCUACAGAGCAAGUCAAUGUUUGGCAUGAGGAGCCGCAAAGCGGGCAUAGUCGGCAUAUCCGCCACCUUCUUCCUCAUGGGCCUUUGGCGAGCGACAAAAUGA